Molecule: messenger RNA, 1868 nt
Organism: Suillus subaureus
Lineage: Eukaryota; Fungi; Basidiomycota; Agaricomycetes; Boletales; Suillaceae
Exons: 5
Coding region: 1-1731 (576 amino acids)
Source: RefSeq, a predicted model, not a curated record
AUGAAUUCCCCAAUACCAAAUGGAAUGCCUGCUCACCACGCCGGUCUACCUCAAGACCAGUUCCAUAACCAGAGUAUGACAGGCAUCCUCAACCAUCAAAACUGGCCGUCGAUGAACCAGAACCAAUAUUCUCAUCGACCCCAGAAUCAUCAAUGGCAACAACACCAACAGUGUAUCCAGAAUGGUCACCACACGGCUCAGCAGCACCAGCCAAAUAGUAACGUGCCAACUGCACCGAACGUGAACUCAAUUCAGCACGCGUUCCCCAAUCCAAGUUUUGAUCUCGCGUCUGUCGUUCCACAGCAGUUCAUGCAGGACUUUCUUCGCCUAACAAUUCCAGUCGGCCAGUCACCUAACGACGAUUCUAUCCUUGCUCAAGCUCUUUUCGACUGCAAACAGUCCGGGAAGACGUACAGACAGGCUCUGGAAGGGUUACAUGGUGUUAAUAAUCAUGCUGCCAACCUUUGGAAAGACUAUUACCUCGACCACCAUGACCGUUUCGAUGUCCUCGUCGCUCGUCUAGGAGAAAAAAGCCGAACAUCAAAAGCAGUCAAAAAACCUUUUACUUCCAACCACGCAUCUACCUCCGCGACAAAGUCUGCUUCCCCUCUAAACAAUCGUGAUCGCGAUUCACGAAAGAGACAGCCUUCACCUUCCCCACCACUCCGACAAAGUCGACCCCCCAAACGCUCUACACCUACCGCCAUCAGCACAACCCCGUCCCUAGGCUACCGUCCUCCAAAACGCCCCCGAGCAACCCUCAACUCUCUCUCUGCACCCCUCCUCCCGACAAACCUUCCCUCCAAGCUUAUGCCACUUCAAGCAGAUAUUACUUUGCCCCCUCCACCGUCACGAAGCCCUACGCCCCCAACAAGAAUCGAAGCUGGAACAAAUGGGAAUAAGUAUACAGAGGAGGAUCGCGCGUAUUUCUUGAACUUUAUCAGUUGGAGGCUGAGUCAGGAUGCGAGCCUGACGAAGAAAGAGUUGUGUGCGAUGUUGAGUGAAAAGGCCCCACAUCAUAGCGCACCCUCCUGGGCAUCUCACUGGCAUGCCAGGCAUGACAUUGCAGACAAGAUCCUGUAUUCCUUCCAGGGCGCCGAUGACGAAGAUGAAGAUGGAGAAGAAGACGAUGAAGACGAUGCCAACUCAGACUCUCCAAAUGCGCCAUCCGAUGUAGUUGAAGACUCAGAAACUGAAGUCAUUCGACAGACAACAUCCACGCUUCGUCGCACAAAACCGGCUGCUCGUGUCCCAAGGACUAAGAUGGUCGCGUCCAAACGGGGCGCCUCUUUCUCGCAACCUUCCCCUUCUCCCUCGUCUGGCAAUCACGAUGCUUCCGCCACGACAGAUACUGACGAAGCAGACAUGGGAGCCAUUGGUGGUUCGUUCACACCUGCGGAUUGGAGGAUCGUAGCCAGGUAUGUUGCGCGCACUCCGGGAUGGAAUGACAUGGUAGGUCGGGAACGAUGGGAGGGUUUUCUUGAGCAGUUCCCGGAUAGCGAGAGAUCAGACAAAUCAUGGUCUGAAUUCUACAGAAGGAAUGAAGAUGCCAUCAUGUCCCUGGCAGCCCACUACAAAGGUACAAAGUGGUCGAGUAAUAAUAAUAGUAUCAAAAUGCAGCAAGGGCGACCGAGUUGGGCCCGCAAUCGGGGGCGGCAAAGCACAGAAGGAACAGAGGAGAAAGGAUCGGAUGAAGACGGCGAUUAUGAAACAGACGAUGGUGAACGGUAGGGGGAUAUGCGGCAUAGAAGUUUUGCCUGUAGUCUAUUAUGAUUUGCUGGAGCUAGUACAUUGGUCGAUAUUUUGAUGGCCUUGGCAGGGUACAUACGACUUUUCUGGUAAUGAUCUUCUUUUUGCAAAUCCGUCUG